GCUCCGAAUUUAGUUACUAAGCAGCUCUGCUUCGGAAGAUGUCUGUGUUUUCCUCAGCUCUGUUCGCGAUUUUGCUCUUCCACCAGGGAUUGGCCUAUCUGCUGGAGCCAAACUGUAAGGGCCAUGUGGAGCUUGUCUAUAAAGUUCAAGGAGGUAACAACGCCCUCGGUUACCACACACCCUUUAUGGUAUCCUUAUACGAUAAGACCAGAAAAUUUAUCGCCGGCGGCAGCCUUAUUCACAAACGCUUCGUUCUAACAGCGGGGCACGUUCUGUCGGAAGAUCCAAAAUUCGUGCGCUUGGGAGAAAAGGACAGAACGUGUGAAAACUGGAAUUGCUCAAUCGUACAAGAGUAUUUGGUGGAGAAGGCUUUAAGGCACCCUCGAAAUAAACUUAUUUUCGAAAAUGAUAUAGGUCUUCUAAGACUAAACGCUCAUGUCGAGUACAACAAAGACAUCCAGCCAAUUUGCAUCAUCGUGGAUGACGCGGUGAAUUUCAAAAAUGUAGAGAAAUUAAGGGCUUUCGGCUGGGGUCGAACCUCAAGCACAGAGAAAUUGAGCGAUAUGCUUAAGACCAUCCUACUGAAGCGAGAAGAUCCGAGCGUUUGCGAACUUUCAGUAGGAGCAUCCCCUACUGAACAGCAGUUCUGCGCCUCUGACGCAGAUGGACAUGGAGACACUUGUCCUGGCGACUCUGGAGGUCCUCUGGUGGCGGAUUUUACAUACGAAGGGAGGAAGAGCUACACUCAGAUAGGAAUUGUUAGUUACGGCUCGCAGAGUUGUAACGCCUCUAGCAUUUAUACAGAUGUUGCGAGCCACCAAGCCUGGAUAGCUGAAAUGGUGCACACCCACGAGGAGCAUCUUUUGUUCGAGAAUUGCAGCAGCCAUUGGACUGGUAAUAUUGCAGUGCGUCUGUGGGAGACGACUAUUCUGAAGCGGACUGUUGCCGGAACCCUUAUUACCGACGAAUUUGUCGUGACUGUUGCCAGCGCGCUCCAGACAAAUUUCACUGACAUAAAAGUUAAGGGGAGAUAUUUUGAGAUUGAAGUUGCCCAGAUCAUCAAGCACCCGGAAUUUUCGCAUUCACGAGGAUCAAUAAAGAACAACAUAGCUUUGCUUAAACUAAAAAACAAGGUGGAAAUGUCAGAUCUUGUGAAGCCCGUCUGCUUGGCAGUGAACUCCUUCCCUUCACAAACAUUUACUGCCCUUCUCGAAGCUUACAAUAGAACUAUAUCAAUAGGCCUUAAACGCAUACCCUUUACCCCCACCAAGGAUUGUUCCAGAACUAUUGGAAUGCCAGUUGAGUCUAAUCAAUUUUGUGUCGAACAACCUCGUGAUUAUAAAUACGAGCGACCUGGUUCGGUAAUGGGUACUUAUAAAGAGGUCAAGGACGUCAUGAGGUACCUUCUCACUGGCAUUAUAAGCCAUGUUAUAAAUGGUAUGCUCGUAUUUACAAAUGUGGAAACUUACGAAGAUUGGAUAAGGAAAAACAUAAUGUGAAUAUUAUGAAAUUUUAAUAAUAAAAUGGUGCUCGGCGCACACUGCAAAUAUU
Messenger RNA from Drosophila elegans, 1551 nucleotides. Its product is annotated as serine protease 30-like. Gene Ontology annotation, molecular function: serine-type endopeptidase activity. Gene Ontology annotation, biological process: proteolysis. The record is from RefSeq and is a predicted model, not a curated record. NCBI's taxonomy places the organism in Eukaryota, Metazoa, Arthropoda, Insecta, Diptera, Drosophilidae. The transcript has 7 exons. The coding region runs from base 39 to 1499 and encodes 486 amino acids.